This is a messenger RNA of Monodelphis domestica (gray short-tailed opossum), 855 nucleotides long. It is a transcript of the gene LGALS1, whose product is annotated as galectin 1. NCBI's taxonomy places the organism in Eukaryota, Metazoa, Chordata, Mammalia, Didelphimorphia, Didelphidae. The record is from RefSeq and is a predicted model, not a curated record. Gene Ontology annotation, molecular function: laminin binding; lactose binding.
CACCAAUCUCUCCACCACAGCCCCUCCUACCCCAUUCCCCAAAAGACAAUUUUUUUGAAAGAGGGAAAAGGCUAGAACAAGGAUGGAGCUUAAUGCGGAGCGGGUGUGGCCAAAGGGGGCAUCUCCAUCUUGAUUGGCUGCCCCUCUAAGAAAGAAAGCAAAAUCCCGCCCCCGAGGUACUCCCCCUCCCCUUUUGUGACUCGGGAUUGGUGAAAAGUACAAGAAGGAGUGCCCGAGGGGUGACUCAGCCUAAGCCCUGAGCUGGACCAUCUAUUUAAAGGGGGGACAACGCCCUAAGUUACCAGCUCGGAGUUGGACGCUCUCCUUCGGGAUCCCGUUGCAGCCGCAUUGCUCAUCCUUCGUCAUGGCCAGCGAAAUACUUGCCUCUAACUUGAACCUCAAGCCUGGAGUCUGUGUGAGAAUAGUGGGAGAUGUUCUGCCUGAUGCCAAGAGCUUUAGACUGAACCUGGGCAAAGACCACGAAAACCUCGCCUUGCAUUUCAACCCACGUUUUGACUGCUUUGAUGAUACCAACGUCAUCGUCUGCAACUCCAGGCAGGAAGGCUCAUGGGGCGCAGAACAAAGGGAGACCAGUUUCCCUUUUUUGCCAGGGAGCCAAGUAGAGGUUUGCUUCGCCUUUGAAGGGAGUCAUUUUACAGUGAGGCUGCCUGAUGGCUCCGAGUUCAAGUUCCCAAAUCGCCUUAACUUAGACACUAUCAACUUCCUGGAAGCCAAUGGUGACUUUAAGCUAAGAUCAGUGAAUUUUGAUUGAGCCCUCCAAUCAAGCCAACUUCACACCAUUCUUGAUCUUUGGGCCUCUCCUAUUACUAAUAAAAGUAAUGAUGAUGAUAACAA